Molecule: messenger RNA, 483 nt
Organism: Lasiosphaeria miniovina
Lineage: Eukaryota; Fungi; Ascomycota; Sordariomycetes; Sordariales; Lasiosphaeriaceae
Exons: 3
Coding region: 1-483 (160 amino acids)
Source: RefSeq, a predicted model, not a curated record
AUGGUCAAACUAAUGGCCGGAAAGAAGAUAUACGACGAAGAGGCUGAGAUGACUGAGAGGGCGACAUACGUCCCCGAUCCAAUCUUUUUGCCUCCCUCUCAAGAUCUUGCGCCUUUACGUCGACUUUCGCAACAAAGCAACCCGCCGAGAUUCGAGUCCCAAACCGGAAGGGCCAGGCGAAACGAGGCAGAAGCUGAUGCACGGAAGAUGCUCGACGACCACCGAUGCAUCCUUACUAAGCAGAGCUUCCCGCACGCCUGUCAUAUUGUUGGCUACAAUAUGCUCUCGCUCAACCCAACACUACAUGACUGGUGGUCGCGGGGUUGCUUCGGCCUCAAGUGGAUUGGGCUGGCUGCUCCUCCUCGUUCCGCCGACCCAGAGGAAAUCCAGACCGUCCUUCUUCCGUUCGAGUGGUUGAUGUGGAGAGCAAGACUCGUCGGUGAAAGAAAGCCGUCGGUGAAAGAAAGCCAGCAGGGCAGCUAG